AUGGAUUAUCAAUAUCAACCACUCAACAAGUUUGAGAAAGUGAUUCGAGUUCUCUUUCGAUGCCACGGCCAUUCAAUCUCCCGAAAAGAGCCGCUACAGUGUAAGGUGAAGCAUUUCAGCCUUCUUGACACUCCACCACCUCGUUACGCGGCGAUAUCGUACUCCUGGGGCUCUUCAAAAUCUGUCGAAAGGAUACUACUCGAUGGCCGUUCAAUUGAAAUAUCAGCAAGUGCGGCAGGCGUGCUCCGCUUUGCGUUCAACGCGGAGGAUGAAUCUAUGCCAGUCUGGGUCGACGCUGUCUGCAUCAAUCAGUUUGACAAAGAAGAGGUCGGACACCAAGUCGGGAUGAUGCGAGAUGUCUACACCAAAGCCGAUCACGUCCUUGUCUGGCUCGGCGAAAGCGAUGGAGAGACCGAAGCAGCCUUACAGUCUAUCAAUGACAUAGUCACGCAGUGUCGACAGAGCACAAAAGACCUUCGAACUCUGGACGAAACGCUUUGGGGUGGCGUGGGGGCCGCACGAUGGUAUCUGUACUCGGACGAAGCACUGCCAGACUCCUGCAACUGGUCCGCACUGCGCGCUUUCUUUGCGGCACAUUGGUUCACACGUCUCUGGCCUGUCCAAGAGGUCUGCCUGGCCAAAGUGGCAAAGUGCUUCCGAGGAAAACACAGCAUUCAGUGGAACGAUAUCGCCUUGGCCGCUCGAUGGCUGUAUCACCGCAAGUACUGGAAGGCAGUGGGUUCCAGGCUCCGCGGUAUCGACUGCGCCGCUGAGGUAUUCGACAACAUGCGAGGCGUAAACGGACUAUACGAGCUCUUGCAGAUUUGCAUGUACUUCGAUGCAACAGAUCCGCGGGACAAAGUAUACGGCCUUCUUGGAAUGAUUCCACCAACAAGCGCACAGGGUCAGAAGAUCUUACUCGAACCAGAUUACAAAGAUGCAUCUCUGAAAGAUGUUUACGCAGCGGCUGCCAGGUGCGCUAUCUCUGAGGGAAGUCUCACUGUGCUCAAACGAGCAACCUGGAUGCGUCCGCCGUUGUCUUGGAAGCCUUACAACAACCUCGAGAUUGGGGACUUUCCUUCGUGGGUGCCAAGGCUGGACUGGGCCUGGGACCCCAGUCAGGGCUCAUCUUCUUCAAUCAAUGCUUUCACAGGCGUCAGUAACGGUACAAGGCCUCUGGUGGCUGAAGAGAUCGGCAGACCCGACAUACUACGUAUACGAGGUCUUCCUGCCCAAGCAGUAGAUAUCGUCUGCGGAUCCCUUACGUUCGAUAUCCUUCAGAUCCGUGGAGAGCUUGCAAAGGCGAUAAAAAAUGCUUGGGGUGUCAUCAGGCGCCACACGGGCGGCCGAACCACAAGUGAGCUGCUUAUGGUCUUUGCCGCUACAAUCUGCGCCGGUCAGGAUGCGAAUCAGGGCCGCAUUGACCACGACCAAGCGUUCAAGGCAGCGUUUGCUCGGUUUAUGUUGGACCAUGCCGGAAUACACAAAGCGGAUGAUCCUGUUCUUGCCGAAUGCAUUCUCGAGAGUCAAGAUGCCACCUCGGAUGAGUUCACUGAUGCAGCCUUUGAAAACUCGAUGAACCGAUGCAUCUUUCUCAGCAAUGAAGGACGGCUUGGACUUGGACCAUUGGAAUCUCAGCCCGGGGACCUUAUUUCCGUUCUGUUUGGAAGUGAUGUUCCAAUGAUCCUCAGAAAACACGGUCCCUAUUGGAGGUGUAUUGGGGAUGCCUACGUGGAAGGCCUAAUGGACGUAAGUCUGCCCGACUCUAGUUGGAAGAAGUAG
Molecule: messenger RNA, 1782 nt
Organism: Diplodia corticola
Lineage: Eukaryota; Fungi; Ascomycota; Dothideomycetes; Botryosphaeriales; Botryosphaeriaceae
Product: ankyrin repeat and sam domain containing protein 6
Exons: 1
Coding region: 1-1782 (593 amino acids)
Source: RefSeq, a predicted model, not a curated record